AUGGACACAACGUCCGUCCAUCCCUUUUCAACUCAUGUCCCAUUCAAACAACCUAUUGUCAUUACACACUAUUUAUCCAUGGUUAUUGCAUUCCUCGGUUGCUAUCCUUUACUCUUAACUCAACAUAUACGUCGACAAAAAGCUUAUAUCUUUACAGCAUCUAUUGUGUUUGCUUCUGUUGGCUUCAUUUCAGGUUCUUUUAUUCAGUUGGAACAAAAUGCAACCACGAUCGUGUUUCAUGUGGUUGCUCUGUUGCUACUGUGCCUUGUUGUUAUGCAGGGCAUUUUAGCAGUCUACAGAUCCACGCUGAUAGCAGAACAAUGUCCUCAACUACAUACCCUAUUGACAAAAUGUCUUCAUACAGUACCCAAAUGGGUUGAUUUAGUGCUUGGAUGGCUUAUUUUGAUUAUUGCAUUUAGCUAUCUUACCUUGGCUGCCUUAGUAUUCACAGAAAGCUGUGGUCAUCAAGAUCAACAGGCACAGUGUUUAAUGCCACUUGCUAUGGGAACUGGAUUCCUGUUGUAUGGAACACUGAUCUUGUUACAUUUAUUGGCUAUUAUUAAAUUACCUCGUCCUUCUACACCCGAGUAUUAUGAAGGGAUCAUCAUGACUGUGUGGGGAUGUAUCAGUCUUGUUUUAGCAGACACGCCUAUUUUAGGAACGGAAUGGCGGGCAAUCAAUUUGGGUCUGUUGUGGUUCACAGGUGGUCUGUUUUCUAUUAGUCUCAGUGUACAGACUUGGAUACCAGCCUUAAGAGAAAGAAAUAUUAUAAAUGCACUGAUUGUCUGUUUUACAGGUCGAGCUAUUGUUGCUGGUCUAACACAAGUAGAUGAUCCAUAUGCAGCACAAGUACAUACCAUGUUGGGAUACGUGCUUAUUGUCGGAGCUAUUGCACGACUAACUCAGAUUGUAUUUCGAAAAUCACCUGCUGAUAAUCUACCUCAUCGUAUGUUUCAACAAAACACAGAUACAACCAACAUGCUGGAAGAAGAAGAAGAAGAAGAAAAAGAUGCAAAAAGUCCUAAAUGCAAACACAAGUUUAUCUUUGUCUCCAUUACACUUGUCACUGGACUUUUGGCUGCCUUAUUAGCCAUAUGUUCAGGUAUUUUGUUGAUGGGGGCCAAUAUAGGCUGGAUUCGCUAUAUGCGAUUUUAUAUCCAAGAUCCAGCAACAUAUGUCAACAUUACCUGCGCAGUUGCAUUCCUUUGGUCUGCAUACGUGUUUGGUCUCUGUAGCAUUUACAAGAAUUUAAAAACGAGAAAUGCCAUUCGCGAAUAUGAAUAUUUGGAACUCGAAAACACAACCGAUUACAAUAGAUACCCUGAACAUGAUGAGCCAUGGAUGCAUGUGCCUAUCUCACCUACGACUACUCUUUCACCCACCAUGUCACCUAUUAUUAUACCUUCUCAUGAUUUACCUACCAAACCAGACGCUGAAAAGACAAUACGACCCUCACAAUACAGAGCGAAACGAAGGUCACUUUUAGUUCAGACACCUACAACCACACCUGUGACACGUACUCGGUCUUCCUCCAUGUAUGGCGUAGGUGGCGUAUUACCUGAUGAAUAUGCUGUCAAACCCACAGUAGACCCAUCUUUUAGACGAUCAUGGCGAUCUUCUACUUCUUCGACCCUAGGGUCUGCAAGUAUGGAUUCUGGACCUAAUUCACCUUCUUUUACUGAACAACAACAACUUAAAGCUUUUUCCAUUUCAUCUCAAGAAGAAGAUAACUAUCCUAGUGAUCAUACAGAACAUCAAAGGUCGGUUCAUAAAACUGAAAGUGGGAAACGCAAAGAACGACGUCUAAUCAGUACUAAUAGUGAUGAUCAUGAUGCAAAAAAUGAAAUUGUUUCCAGCAACAGUAGCGGAACAAACCGAGGCCGAUAUCAAUACCAACGCAACUCUUCACUUGGACAAGCAAAGAAAUAA
This is a messenger RNA of Gilbertella persicaria, 1929 nucleotides long. RefSeq lists its product as uncharacterized. The transcript is spliced from 4 exons. Bases 1 to 1929 code for a protein of 642 amino acids. The record is from RefSeq and is a predicted model, not a curated record. NCBI's taxonomy places the organism in Eukaryota, Fungi, Mucoromycota, Mucoromycetes, Mucorales, Choanephoraceae.